This is a messenger RNA of Acomys russatus (golden spiny mouse), 1960 nucleotides long. RefSeq names its product TATA-box binding protein associated factor 8 (gene Taf8). Bases 22 to 951 code for a protein of 309 amino acids. The record is from RefSeq and is a predicted model, not a curated record. The transcript has 9 exons. Gene Ontology annotation, cellular component: transcription factor TFIID complex. NCBI's taxonomy places the organism in Eukaryota, Metazoa, Chordata, Mammalia, Rodentia, Muridae. Gene Ontology annotation, biological process: transcription initiation at RNA polymerase II promoter. Gene Ontology annotation, molecular function: protein heterodimerization activity.
CGCGAACUACGCGAGAGCAAGAUGGCCGACACCACGGCGGCUGGGCCUAGUAGCUCCGGAACGAGACCAGGAAGUAAACAGUCCACUAACCCUGCUGAUAACUACCACCUGGCCCGGAGGCGGACUCUGCAAGUGGUUGUGAGCUCCUUGCUGACAGAGGCGGGCUUUGAGAGCGCUGAGAAAGCGUCUGUGGAAACCUUGACAGAAAUGCUGCAGAGCUACAUCUCAGAAAUUGGGAGAAGUGCCAAAUCUUACUGCGAGCACACAGCCAGGACGCAGCCCACGCUGUCGGACAUCGUGGUCACACUGGUUGAAAUGGGGUUCAAUGUGGACACUCUCCCUGCUUAUGCAAAGCGGUCUCAGAGGAUGGUCAUCACUGCACCUCCGGUGACCAAUCAGCCAGUGACUCCGAAGGCCCUCACCGCAGGGCAGAACCGACCCCACCCACCACACAUCCCCAGCCAUUUUCCAGAGUUUCCGGAUCCCCACACCUACAUUAAAACUCCAACAUACCGUGAGCCAGUGUCUGACUACCAGGUCCUGCGAGAGAAGGCUGCAUCUCAGAGGCGAGACGUGGAGCGGGCACUCACCCGCUUCAUGGCCAAGACUGGCGAGACCCAGAGUCUCUUCAAGGAUGACGUCAGCACCUUCCCCUUGAUUGCCGCCAGGCCUUUCACCAUCCCCUACCUCACAGCCUUGCUUCCCUCUGAGCUGGAGAUACAGCAGAUGGAAGAGACAGACUCUUCGGAACAGGAUGAGCAGACAGACACAGAGAACAUCGCUCUUCAUAACAGCAUGGAUGAUUCCGGAGCUGAGAAGGAGAACGCCUCUGUCCUGCAGCAGAGCUCCUCCUUGUCUGGCAGCCGGAACGGGGACGAGAGCAUCAUCGACAACCCUUACCUGCGGCCGGUGAAGAAGCCCAAGAUCCGUAGGAAGAAGUCCCUCUCAUGAUCUGAGAAGGAAACUGCCCUGUAAGGGGGAUACCACAUUCCUGGGGGAUGAAACCACAGAGGGAAGAAGGGGACGUCUUUCUGCCCAUGUCCUGGCUACAUCAUUUCAGGAGGCAUCUUCUCCGAAGACAACCUGUGUUGCUUUGAUGUGUGGGUUGAGGAGGAAGCCAUGGUGCAGUAAGAACUGCUCCAUCCCCUUGGCCGUAGUGUUGCAAACAGGGCAGGAGCCUGCUGCCGAUUUCAUUGACCAAUCACAAGACUUGAUUCCUUUGAAACCUGGAGGGCCAGGGAAAGUGGCAGAAAGAGAAGGCCCACUGCUUCAUACCCUGCAGAGAAGGCUGCCAGGUGUCUCUUCCGGAGCAUGCGGAUCCUUGUCAUUGACCCACAAAAGUCAUGGCACUGAUUUACCCACCCAGAACCUCAUUCUCAUCUCUCUCCUGGGCCCCAAGAUCCCUGCUAGCUGACGGAAUGAGACUUUGACUCUCUCAUCAUGUUGGAAAUAGGCCCACAUGCAACCUUGGUCUGAGGCUGCCAGAAGCUAGGAGCAUGUGUGUUAAAGUGGAUGACAGUGGCCAGCAUUUGAUUAAAGCUGACCACAUAGGGGCCAUCCCCCUUGGAAUGUGUGUUCCAGCCACUUUUUAGGAUAACUGGUUUGCCCAGAGCCUGGGACGUACUUAGUUAUCUCAGUGUCUGAGAGGAGCCAUGGAUUGUCAGCACCAGGAAGAGGAUCAGCAGGGAGGUGGUAGGGAGAGCUAGGCUGAGCUGGCCAGUGCAGCUGGUGGUGGAAAGCCACAUGCCCACCUGCUGCAGGGGCUGAGCUCAGAGAUCUCAGGAGUGCACGUGUUUGUCAAGAAGCAAGUCGGAAUCCACCCACCGCCGUCCCUGGAGAGAAGAGGCCAAGCCCACACUUCAUGCCUCCAAGGAGACACUUGUCAAGUUGGUGUCUUCGGCUGGUUUUGAAGAGAGGUAUUGAAAAACCAAACUCAAGGAAGAGUGACAGUGACAUUGGA